UGAAAUUUCCUGUGUAUGCAAGUCCGGCUGCCGCUGCGGGGCUGCUCAGAGUGUACGGGCGGCUCCGGAGAGGCAAGCACCCCCCGGCCGCCCCAGCCGCAAUGGAGGUGACGUCCCCCGGGCCCGGGCUGCUGCUGGCCAUCUUCUGCCUGCUCGCUUCCCACGGAGGGCCAGCAGCGUUGCUGAUUACCACCCCGUACUCGCUCUGCGUCUGUCCCGAGGGCCAGAACGUCACCCUGACCUGCCGGAUCAGCGGUCCCCUCGCCGACCGCCACGACCUCCUCUACAAGACCUGGUACUUCAGCAGCAACGGCGACCAGAGCUGCUCGGAGAAGAAGCACAUCCGCAACAUUACGGAGAAGGAGCUGCACCAUGACGCAGGCAGGCACCACGAGCUGCCGGGCAACGGCACCCAAAAAUCCCCUCUCGCGGGGCAAGCCAGCCAUCACGGGGUGGAAUUUGUCCCUGACCACCACGGUGCCUUUCACAUCGUGGUGAUGAACCUGACACUGCAGGACAGUGGGAAUUACUGCUGCUACGCUGUGGAGGCCAAGCGGGAGCACGGCAAGCCCCACACCGUGCAGGUCGCGCAUGGCUUCGUGGAGCUGCAAAUCCAGCAAGGCAGAGGAGGGCUUCAAAACUGCACGUUUCAUACUGCCAUCAGCAAAGAUAUCACGGCUGCCGCUCUGGCGACAGGUGCCUGCAUUGUGGGCAUCCUCUGCCUGCCCCUCAUCUUGCUCCUGAUUUACAAGCAGAGACAAGCGGUCAGCAGCAGACGUGCCCAUGAGCUCGUCAGAAUGGAGAGCAGCCCCCAGGGCAUCGAAAACCCUGUCUUCGAGGCAGUCCCCUCAGUGAGCACGGAGCCACGGCCCCGACCCCAGCUCUCCUACAUGGCCAGCCGGCAGCCCUCUGAGUCUGGCCGGCACCUGCUCUCCGAGCCUGGCACCCCCUUGUCCCCCCCCGGCCCUGGGGACUGCUUCUUCCCAACACUGGAUCCUGUUCCCGACUCACCAAAUUCCUUGAAAGCCUAAAGACCGCGGAGGAAACCACAUCCCCCAGACAAAGCUGGGAGAGGCCAGGCAGCUGCUGCACCGUGCUCACCCAGCUGAGACCUCUCCGGGAGGACAGCGUCGCCACAGGCAGAAAUGCCUUAAAAAAUGAAGCUGAGUGCAGGAGCCCUGUCCUCAUCUCCUGUCCUGGCUCUGCCCUCAGGCUGGAAGUGAAUUUGUCUUGCCUGGAUUUCAGUUUUUAAGCUGAAAAUUGGGGGUGCAGAGAAGGAAGAACAACCCACACCUGCAAACAUCCCCAAGGAUUUAAGUUAUUGCCAGGAGUUUAAGCUCUGCAACAUCAACCUGUUUCUGCAUCUUUGACUGAACAUCCUCUUUGGGAAGGGAUGGUAAAGUACUGUAUCCACCACGAGACAGAACAGAGUCACCUUUGUCUUUGCAAAACAGGAAGGGGAGAGGCUCCCUGCUGCUGACAGAGCCCUCCUUCCCCACCAGCCUUCUGACACAGCCAUGGAUUUGGGAAGCUGCCGCAUUAUCUGCUGGACACACAUCGGGAGGAGCUUUAUUUCUGCUUCAAUUUUAUCCUCAGCUUGGGAUCGGGGAAUUCAUCUUCCUGUUUGUUCCAUUACUAUUUGAGAUUAAAAGAAAAAAAUGGUA
Phalacrocorax carbo (great cormorant) is the source of this 1664-nucleotide messenger RNA. NCBI's taxonomy places the organism in Eukaryota, Metazoa, Chordata, Aves, Suliformes, Phalacrocoracidae. The record is from RefSeq and is a predicted model, not a curated record.